This is a messenger RNA of Alosa sapidissima (American shad), 2785 nucleotides long. RefSeq names its product dishevelled segment polarity protein 1b (gene dvl1b). Bases 190 to 2658 code for a protein of 822 amino acids. The transcript has 16 exons. The record is from RefSeq and is a predicted model, not a curated record. NCBI's taxonomy places the organism in Eukaryota, Metazoa, Chordata, Actinopteri, Clupeiformes, Clupeidae. Gene Ontology annotation, cellular component: cytosol. Gene Ontology annotation, molecular function: frizzled binding. Gene Ontology annotation, biological process: canonical Wnt signaling pathway; intracellular signal transduction.
GCAGGCAGCGGUUCCAUGAUGUCCGCCUCCCAACCUGCCCAGACCACGAGACGAUAUUUAUUGUGUCGCGUGCACUGUUUCAUCUUAUUUAUUGAAUCAUAAUCUAAUUUAUUUCAUUUCUGUACUGUCUCCGCCCGCUUUGUUUGGCGACCGAGCAGUUUGUCUUGUGAUUGUUCUCGGUUCACUCUCAUGGCGGAGACUAAAAUCAUUUACCACAUAGACGAGGAGGAAACUCCUUAUUUAGUCAAAUUGUCAAUUGCACCUGACAAAGUCACGUUGGCGGAUUUUAAAAAUGUCCUCAGCAACCGUUCGGUCAACAGCUACAAAUUCUUUUUCAAAUCCAUGGAUCAAGAUUUCGGGGUCGUCAAGGAAGAGAUCUCAGAUGACAAUGCAAAGCUCCCAUGCUUCAAUGGCAGAGUGGUGUCUUGGCUGAUCCUGGCGGAGAGCUCCUACUCUGACGGAGUGUCCAUGUGUACAGAGAGCCACCCAGAGCUGCCGCCCCCCCUCGAGAGAACCGGAGGCAUCGGAGACUCCAGACCCCCCUCUUUUCACGCACACGCGGUGAGCAGCAGAGAGGGGGUGGACACAGAGACGGCCAGCGAGUCCCUCCUGAGCCACCGUAGGGAGCGGGAGACAGAGAAGGCCAGACGCAGAAGAGAGGAGUUGAGCAUGGUCGGUGCGACUCUGUUGGAGUGUCUCGGUGUGAACCAACAGCUGCACACACACCCAGCAGUCCAGCGAUGUCUCCGCCUUCCCAGGGCCUUCCAGCCAAUCCGAUGCCACCCUGAGCCCAAGCCCCGCCCCAAAUCUUUCCCACAUGUGAACGGUCACUCUAAGGGAGAGAGUGUGGCCAGAGACUCAGCGAUGGGGUGUGACAGCGGCUCCGUUAUGAGCAGUGAGCUCGAGUCCAGCUCCUUCAUGGACAGUGAGGAGGAGGACGCUAGCAGACUCAGCAGUUCCACAGAGAAGAGUUCCUCUUCACAGCUCAUGAGGCGACACCAACGCAAACGGCGACGACAGAAAGUCAACAAGAUAGACCGGUCGUCGUCCUUCAGCAGCAUCACAGACUCUACUAUGAGCCUCAAUAUCAUCACCGUCACACUCAACAUGGAGAAGUAUCACUUCCUGGGCAUCAGCAUCGUUGGUCAGAGUAAUGACCGAGGCGACGGAGGGAUCUACAUCGGCUCCAUCAUGAAGGGCGGGGCAGUCGCUGCUGAUGCUCGCAUCGAACCUGGAGACAUGCUCCUACAGGUAAAUGAUGUGAAUUUUGAGAACAUGAGUAAUGAUGAUGCAGUCAGAGUACUCCGAGAGAUCGUCUCCAAGCCCGGACCUAUCAGCCUAACAGUGGCUAAAUGCUGGGAUCCUUCUCCCCGUAGUUACUUUACCAUACCACACACUGAACCGGUACGGCCCAUAGACCCAGCUGCCUGGAUUUCCCACACCACGGCACUGACCGGCUCCUUCCCCCAAUACGAGUUUGAUGACCUGCCCCUUACCGUGGGGAAGACGGACAUGGCAACCAUCGUCAAGGUGAUGCAGCUCCCCGGGUCUGGUCUGGACAUACGAGACCGCAUGUGGCUCAAGAUCACCAUCAGCAACGCUGCCAUCGGAGCUGAGGUGGUGGACUGGUUGUACUCUCGUGUGGAGGGCUUUAAGGAUCGCCGUGACGCUCGUAAAUACGCCAGCAGCCUCCUGAAGCACGGCUACCUACGACACACCGUCAACAAGAUCACCUUCUCCGACCAGUGUUACUACACCUUUGGAGACCUCUGUCAGAACAUGGCCUCUCUGAAUCUGAAUGAGGGGUCCGGUGGGGGGGUCUCCGGUGGGGGGGUCGCACAGCAGGACAUCCUGCCCCCCCUCCCCCCUCCCUCCUCCAACCCGUGGCCCCUGGGGGGGCAGCCGGCCCCCUACCCACCGCACUCCACAGCGCCCUCUGGCCUCCCCCCUGGGUACUGCAUCCACAGCAGCAGUGCAGGCAGCCACAACAGUGAGGGAAGUCGAAGCAGCGGCUCCAACCCCAGUGUGGGGAAGAGCCAGCGUCUGUUGCCAAGGGAACGGACCCGCAGGUUGCCAGGCAGCGGCAGAGGCAGCGAAUCAGAGGCCGGCACACAGGAAGAUGGGGGGAGGAGCAACCGCUCAGCCAGUCAGAUGAGCCAUAGCAGCCACACACUAAGCCACACCCACUCUGUACAUAGCCACUCCCAUUCUGUACAUAGCCACUCCCAUUCUGUGCGUAGCCACACCCACUCUGCCCACAGUCGGCCCCGCUCCUCAAAUAGCCACUCCCAGUCUCAUCGGAGCCACUCCCACUCCCGCCGGAGCCACACCUCCUAUGCCCGUGGCCACUCCCCUUUCUCCAGACACGCCUCUGUUGCCCCUAGUGACCACAGCCACGCCUCUUCCUGUGGUGCUCCCGGCCUGCCCCCACCCUACAGCCUGUCACGGCACACACACACGCACACACACACGCAUGCUCGCGCUCACACACACACACACACACACACGCGUCCACCUAAGGGCCCCGUGUUCAGUGGCCCCCCUGGAGCCCCGCCCACCCAGGAGCUGCUCUGUCUUCCCCCUGAGCUCACAGCCAGCCGCCAAUCAUUCCAGCGCGCCAUGGGCAACCCAUGUGAGGUGUUCGUGGAUAUCAUGUGACCUGGCUGAGACCACACACACACACACACACACACAGACACAGGGCUGAGACCACACACACACACACACACACACAGACACACACACACACACGCACACACACACACACACACACACACACACACAC